GUUUCCGUGAGAAUUCCAAACGAAGAUCGAAUGGCUCGUACGAAGCAAACUGCUUGUAAAAAAGUUGGCGGGGCUGCAAAUGGGGCUGAAACAGCUGGCCAUUAAAACAGCGCGAAAGGGUCGUGAAAAUUAUAGUGGCAUCAAGAAGCCUCACAAAUACAGACCGGGAACCGUAGCUCUCAGAGAGAUUCGACGUUACCAGAAGUCUACAGAACAGCUGAUCAAAAAGCUGCCGUUUCAGCGUUUGGUUCGUGAGAUUGCUCAAGAAUACAGGACUGAACUUCGCUUUCAAAGUGCGGCCAUUGGAGCUCUGCAGGAAGCCGCUGAAGCUUACCUGAUUGGGAUGUUCGAGGAUACUAACCUGUGCGCAAUCCACGCCAAGCGGGUGACCAUCAUGACCAGAGAUAUCCAACGGGCCAGACGAAUAAGAGGGGAGAGAGCCUGAUUUGGUCGCUGAUUGUAAAACUUGGAUUUAUUUUAAAUAAUAUGAUUUGUUUUUAGUUAUAUCUUGAAUGAAAUGCUGUGUGGUUAUAUAAAAAAGUUGGAAUAUUGUGUGUUUGGUGUAGGUUGUGUUUUUUCUGUUGUGAAUUUGUUUGUAAUGAUUGAAUAAAAUUCAAGAAUAAUCGUA
Helobdella robusta is the source of this 628-nucleotide messenger RNA. RefSeq lists its product as hypothetical. The transcript is spliced from 2 exons. Gene Ontology annotation, molecular function: structural constituent of chromatin; protein heterodimerization activity; DNA binding. NCBI's taxonomy places the organism in Eukaryota, Metazoa, Annelida, Clitellata, Rhynchobdellida, Glossiphoniidae. The record is from RefSeq and is a predicted model, not a curated record. Bases 80 to 445 code for a protein of 121 amino acids. Gene Ontology annotation, cellular component: nucleosome.